This is a messenger RNA of Aspergillus homomorphus CBS 101889, 1563 nucleotides long. Its product is annotated as M20 family metallopeptidase. Bases 122 to 1378 code for a protein of 418 amino acids. NCBI's taxonomy places the organism in Eukaryota, Fungi, Ascomycota, Eurotiomycetes, Eurotiales, Aspergillaceae. The transcript has a single exon. The record is from RefSeq and is a predicted model, not a curated record. Gene Ontology annotation, molecular function: hydrolase activity.
AUUGAGUAGUUUCAACCUAGUCACUCUGGUUUGACCCUCCAACCCUUUCCUCAAUUGACCAUCUUCCACUCCGCUCAGUGAUGAAAACGAUCCCUCACUGCUCAUUCCAUUGGUUGUGAACAUGAAAGCUCCAUUUUCCCUUCUUCUAGCAGCUGGCCUGACCGCAGCUGCACCCCAGCAAUGGCCCUUGUCGUUCACCACCUCUGAUCCAUCCGACAUCAUCAACGCAUCGCCUUUCCUCUCUUUCCACCGCGACCUUGUCCAAAUCCCCUCCGUCUCUGGCAACGAAACCGCCGUGGGGAUCUUCAUCUCUAAUUUUCUCGAAUCGCACAAUUUCACGGUGAUCAAGCAGCCCGUCCCCGCUCGCGACCAGGCAACGGAUACGACCACCGACACCGGCCGAUUCAAUAUCUUCGCCUACCCGUCCUCCUCUCCUUCGCAAGAUCAGCCCGAGCUCCUUCUCACCAGCCACAUCGACACGGUACCUCCCUUCAUCCCCUAUACCCUCCAUGACCACGGGAAUCGUUCCUCCCUCCUCAUGGCCGGCCGGGGCACCGUCGACGCCAAAGCUAGCGUCGCAGCCCAGAUCUUCGCUGUUCUCGAAACUUUGAAAGAGAACCCAGAGACCAGCCUGGGUCUUCUCUUCGUUGUCGACGAAGAAGUUGGCGGUUUGGGCAUGCGCGUCUUCUCAGACUCGUCGCUGAACCCGACCCCUUCGCCCUUCCGCACCGUCAUCUUCGGCGAACCCACCGAGCUGGCCCUCGUGUCCGGCCACAAGGGCAUGCUCGAAUUCCUGCUCGUAGCAACCGGUCAGGCCGCCCACUCUGGCUACCCCUGGCUCGGUCGGAGUGCGGUCUCCGCUCUUCUGCCUGCGCUCUCCCGGCUGGAUGUGCUGGGCGACAUCCCCGCUGAAGAGGGCGGCCUGCCGGCAAGCCCCAAAUAUGGCCGGACGACGGUGAAUAUUGGGCGCGUGGAUGCCGGUGUUGCCGCGAAUGUUGUCCCCGCCAGGGCGCGCGCGGAGGUCGCCAUUCGACUUGCCGAGGGCACGCCGGACGAGGCGAGAAAGAUCAUUGCCCAAGCGGUUUCGGACGCCACGGAUGGAGAUGAGGACGUCUACUGUGAUUUCGAGGUGUACAGCGGAGGGUAUCCGCCGCAGGACUUGGACACUGAUGUUCCUGGAUUCGAUAUUAUGCCGGUUAAUUAUGGCACGGAUGUGCCAAACUUGAAGGUCUCGGGAAAGGUGAAGCGCUACCUCUAUGGUCCGGGAAGUAUCCACGUCGCGCAUGGCGAUGACGAGGCAAUCACAGUUGACCAGUUGGAAGAGGCCGUGCGGGGAUAUAAGCGGCUGAUUGACGCUGCGUUACAGCGGGGAAAGUGAGUACUGGUACAGGGUUGGAGGUAUUGUGAUGAUGAAUUACGAAAUGUUGGUUCCCAUUUGCAUGGAAUGUACAAGAGAAUGGAAAUGGCUCCAAAGCCAAGCUGCAAGCUGCCAAAACGUGAAAGUUUUGAGUAUCCAAGAUAUACAAAGUCGUCAAGUAGAUUAGCACAACGAAUAGAAGGGUU